Molecule: messenger RNA, 746 nt
Organism: Heterocephalus glaber (naked mole-rat)
Lineage: Eukaryota; Metazoa; Chordata; Mammalia; Rodentia; Bathyergidae
Source: RefSeq, a predicted model, not a curated record
AUGGUCAACUCCUGUUGUGGCUCCGUCUGCUCUGAGCAGGGCUGUGGCCAGGAGAGCUGCUGCCAGCCCAGCUGCUGCCAGCCCAGCUGCUGCAGGCCCAGCUGCUGUAGACCUUCCUGCUGCAUCUCCAGCUGCUGCCGCCCAAGCUGCUGCCAGCCCAGCUGCUGCAGGCCCCAGUGCUGCCAGCCCAUCUGCUGCAGGCCCCACUGCUGUGUGUCCAGCUGCUGCAGGCCCCAGUGCUGCCAGUCUGUGUGCUGCCAGCCCAGCUGCUGCGGGCCCAGCUGCUGUAUUUCUAGCUGCUGCCGCCCCUCCUGCUGCCAGACCACCUGCUGCAGGCCCACCUGCUGCAGGCCCAGCUGUUGCAUCUCCAGCUGCUGCCACCCCACCUGCUGCCAGACCACCUGCUGCAGACCCCAGUGCUGCCGCCCCAGCUGCUGUGGCUCCAGCUGCUGCCGCCCCUGCUGGUCCUGCUGCCUGCGCCCCGUGUGUGGCCAGGUGUCCUGCCACACCUCUUGCUACCACCCCACCUGCAUCAUCUCCACCUGCCCCCGCCCCAUGUGCUGUGCCAUCCCUUGCUGCUGAGCUCUGGCUGUCAUCUCUGUCCCAUUAUGAGUGACUAUUCCCUAGUCACGUAACAUACAUCAUAGCCUCCCAGUGAUUACCAAACCCUCUUCCAAUGUGGCCUUUGGAGUUGCAUUCACUUCUUCUGGGAAACAGUAGAUGAAAACACAUUUGUUAAAAGAUUU